Saitoella complicata NRRL Y-17804 is the source of this 1411-nucleotide messenger RNA. RefSeq lists its product as uncharacterized. Gene Ontology annotation, biological process: regulation of DNA-templated transcription. The record is from RefSeq and is a predicted model, not a curated record. NCBI's taxonomy places the organism in Eukaryota, Fungi, Ascomycota, Saitoellomycetes, Saitoellales, Saitoellaceae. The transcript has 2 exons. The coding region runs from base 10 to 1347 and encodes 445 amino acids. Gene Ontology annotation, molecular function: zinc ion binding; DNA-binding transcription factor activity, RNA polymerase II-specific.
GCGGCACAGAUGAAGCAACAGCAACAUCUCCAGGCACGACUCGCGAGCUUUGGCUAUGCGCAGCGAGUACCGCAGGCAGGGACGGUGGGCGCGUUGUUGGCGCAGACUGGAGUUGGGAGUUAUUCGAGUAUGUUGGAUGAGCGUGAUCGGAUGGGGAUGGGUGGGAUGAAUGCUAUGCCCGGGACGGGUAUGAGCCCCGGAUGGGCAGGACGUGGCAAACCUACUCCACCAAAGGAUGUUGAGCCCCCGAGACACAGGAUUGAUGUUGCUUGUCAAAGAUGCCGUCGCAGAAAGAUCCGUUGCAGUGGUGCGGUAGGCCACCUCGAGAACAAGUGCAAUCACUGCGCCAAAGCAAACCACGUCUGCGAAUUCAUCAACCGACCACCUUCCAACCAGUCUUCACCCGCGUGCUCACAGCCAAACUCGCCCACGCAGCACCACGUAUACAUGGGCGCACAGUACGACAUGGGCGGAACUUUGAGGGGGGCUGGAGUUAAUGCUCAUAGACCGAGUUUGACGACAAACAGCUCGUCGAGUUCGGGAGGAAGCGUCGCCGGCUGGCCGAUGACGCAAGCGGGUAUGGACAAUAUUGCUACGAUUCAAGCACAGCAGGCUAGGUACCAGGCGAUGAAGAGGCUUUCUAUGCCGAAUGUUGGAAUGAUGUCCAACACCGUCUCGCAUCACGGCAGCCAUCCCUACAACUUCAACGGAGUGCCUUUGCGCAGUUACACGAUGCCUGUGCCUCCGACGCAGCCGCAUCUUGAUCAGUCUCAGCAGCAGAUGUUCGCUACGCCUGGGUACACCGGUAUCCUCCAGGAUGACUUCGCUAUGCCUACGUCUACCGGCAUGCAGCAGAAUUACUCGCAGCAGCAAAUGCCGCACCCGGCUCCGAUCGUGCCGUCUACGCAGAAUACCGACACACCUAGCCCGAGCAUGAGUGAGAGUCCGCUGGGUGGGUCUUCUUCGCCUGUGCAGACGUUUGUGGCGUCUCCUGCUACCGCGACACCGACUGGGCUGGAGGGGAAGCCUAGGCCGGGAUUGUCGACGCUUUCCUCUUUGUCGACGAUUCCGACUAUGUAUUCGAACCCUACCACCGCUGCUACGAGUACCGCUUCUUUGCACAUGCACAAGAGCGGGCUCAUCCCUACUUCUGCGGAUGGUUUGAGUUUGUUCACGCCAAACACGGAGAAGAGCAUGUUCAAAUUUCUGAAAGACAUGACGCCUUCUCCCGCAAUCGGCGCAGGGCUCGUUGACGUCACGAAGGGAGGAUUGGAGGUGCAAGCACCCGCUGCAGAGAAUGACGAGAAGCCUGCCUCCAUCGACGUCAAGAAUGAGGUGGAGGCUUAGGUAUGAGAGUGAACAAACGAAGAGUAUGUGAAGAAUAUGUGUUGAAUGUGCGACAGGCCGGUCC